CGAGAAAAAGAAAAAAAAAAGAAGGAAUGAAAGAGGAAACAAGAGGCAGGGAUCCCGGAGACUAAACUGCAGUUGGUAGCUCACUACAAGCAACAGAAAUGGCGCGAGGAUCAUCGUCUUCAAAGAAGGACGAAGCAAAAGGAGAAAUCAACCCAGAGAUUGGGGAGCGAAAGCGGCUCAAGAAGCUCGCAUUCUCCAAUAACAUACUUUCAGAAACCCAAGCAAAGCCCCAGGCUUAUCUGAGCCCUUCAGCGACGGUUCUGAAGCACCAUGGCAAAGACAUUGUCAAGAAAUCACAGCGAAAAAACAGGUUCCUCUUCUCCUUUUCAGGCUUGCUUGCUCCCGUUAGUGGUGGCAAGAUUGGCGAGCUCAAGGAUUUAGCAACCAAGAAUCCCGUUCUCUAUCUCGAUUUUCCUCAGGGGCGUAUGAAGUUGUUUGGAACUAUCAUGUAUCCGAAGAACAGAUAUUUAACUUUGCAGUUUUCUAAAGGUGGAAAGAAUGUGACUUGUGAAGAUUGUUUCGAUAAUAUGAUUGUCUUUUCUGAUGCAUGGUGGAUUGGAACAAAAGAUGAAAAUCCAGAAGAGGCGUGUCUUGAUUUUCCUAAAGAAUUGACCUUGGGACAAUGUGGAGAAUAUGACUUUAAUGGUGGUGCUGGUGUUACCAGUACAAGUAAGCAGAGUGUUCAAAAGAAGGGAAUCGAUCCUGCUACAGAAAAUUCAUUUAAAGGAGAACAUGGAGAUGAUUUAGUGGGCCUUGAAGCCAGCGUGACAAACUCUGUAAAGACUAUGCCAGUUAGACAUUCUGAAAGAUCUGCCAGAAAAGUAUUCAAUUUUGCAGAGGCUUCUUCUGAGGAUGAGUCUACUGGCACGGACGCUGAUUUGUCUGAAGGAGAAGAAAAGAAUAUUGUCAUACAUGAGCCUUCAAUUGGAGAUCAUGCUAGUGAAAUACAGACAGAAGAUAUCUCAGUUGAAUCUAUAGAUGAAGAUGCCGUGGAAAUUAAACCUUCUUUUCUUGAAGGAAAUCAGACAUCAAUUUCUAAAGAAAAGAAAAAUUUUCGGGCUAAGGGAAGUGCUCAGAGUGAUACUCGUGGACUUGUCCAGCCUACUCUACUUAGUUUGUUCAAGAAAGUGGAGGAGAAGAGGACACCAAGAAGUUCAAAGAGGUCUUCAGCUCCCAAAGUUUCUACCCAAAAGAUGCAGCUGUCUGGUUCAAAGCAAAAGAUUGACCAGGAUGAAGGAUCAAAGAAAAGGAGGGCUGUCCGGGGACAAGGAGGAAAAGCCCAGCGGAAGGAUACAGAAUAUGAGGUUGAAGAUGAGAUUGAAGAGUUGUCCAGCUCUCAAGAGGACACUGAUGAAGAUUGGACAAGUUGAGGUUGUUACCAUUCCAACAUUGGUAAGCCACACCAGCAGGAGCUCGAAUUGCAUUGCAGGGGAUUAUAUUCAGAAUUCAGAAUGCUCGAAUUGCUCUACCAGGUUCUUUGAUGCAGCUGGCUAAUUGAAAUUAAAGAAAUUUAACCAUAAGAUGAUAUUGAAAAGUUUUUAUCAUAAAGUUAGGCAAUGUAAAAUUAUGUUUUCGAUAUACUUGUGAGAUCAACUGUUACACUUCCUAGAAACCAGACCAAGUUUAAGGUUAAAAAUAUUCACAUGCAGAUUGUUGUGCCUUUGGAUAA
This is a messenger RNA of Cucumis melo (muskmelon), 1669 nucleotides long. Its product is annotated as DNA-binding protein RHL1. The transcript has 12 exons. Lineage: Eukaryota; Viridiplantae; Streptophyta; Magnoliopsida; Cucurbitales; Cucurbitaceae. Gene Ontology annotation, biological process: DNA endoreduplication. Bases 99 to 1370 code for a protein of 423 amino acids. The record is from RefSeq and is a predicted model, not a curated record. Gene Ontology annotation, molecular function: DNA binding.